UUUUUUAUUUUUAUUUUUUAAAACUCAAUGACUGAAUUGACUGAUCAACAAAAACUUGAAAGACGUCGCUUGAAACGCCAACAACGUAUCUUACAAUCAGCUGGUGAUCGCCUGGAAAGAAUCACAGGUACCGCCUUUCCUGACCGUGUAUCGCCAAGUCCAUCCCCAUCUAAUUCAGCUACUUCCUUGAGACCUGUCAGUUCAUGUUCAAGUAAUAGAAUGACAAACUCUCAUCGACCUUUACGCGCAGUGUCCUCGGUACCAUCUUUGCAACAGAAACAACAAGAUUUUUCUAUGGAUAACAUAAACAAUACUAACUCCAUGGACGUGGCUGAACACUUUCCAGCAUCGAAUGACCUUCGCCGUCGAACCUACGAUACUUAUAGCAAACCGAUCAUGGAGGAUAUUAAAUCGGCAGAAAACAUACCUUCUAUCUUGACAGAAUCGCCUCUUGAUGAAACGACACCAAGUUUUUUAUCACCAAUAAAUCAAAAGCAGCCAAUAUCAUUAUUAAAUACAUUAUUGAUGCGAAAGUUAUACCGGCAACGACAUCAUCAUAGUUUGGAUCCUUCUUUGAAGUAUUGGAACGCUUUGCAUUUUGCAUCUAUGAUAUGGCUUACAUUUUGUGGACUAUAUACCGAAUGGCAAGAAAUUGGAAAUUUGGAUCGUUUUGCGGGACUUUUGCUUGAUCAAGGACAAUCCAUCACUCAAUUUGUAGGUCGAUCACCUUUUUAAUAUUAUACCCAACUUUUUAAUUUUUUUUUUUUUUUUUUUU
Halteromyces radiatus is the source of this 775-nucleotide messenger RNA. RefSeq lists its product as uncharacterized. Bases 28 to 735 code for a protein of 235 amino acids. The transcript is spliced from 2 exons. NCBI's taxonomy places the organism in Eukaryota, Fungi, Mucoromycota, Mucoromycetes, Mucorales, Cunninghamellaceae. The record is from RefSeq and is a predicted model, not a curated record.